Sebastes umbrosus (honeycomb rockfish) is the source of this 4645-nucleotide messenger RNA. Its product is annotated as protein FAM111A-like. The transcript is spliced from 5 exons. Lineage: Eukaryota; Metazoa; Chordata; Actinopteri; Perciformes; Sebastidae. The coding region runs from base 195 to 2852 and encodes 885 amino acids. Gene Ontology annotation, molecular function: catalytic activity. The record is from RefSeq and is a predicted model, not a curated record.
ACAUGAGUGAACAUCACCUGUUACAGCUCAGACAGGAUCAUGUGAUCAAAGCUCUGCCUUCUACUAUGGAGGGAUGGAGGACGACCUGAAGAAGUGGCCUCGGAUCACCUACACUAGCAGAUUUAGCUACGUUAUUGACUCCGUUGCUGCAGACGGUGAAGAGAUGAACAAUCUGAACGAACAGUCCUGGCACCAUGGAGAAAAAGCCCGGCGGAGCUCCAUGCCCUCAGAUUGUUACACGCAGCCGAGGGAGAGUGAAGGAGGAGAACGAUGGUGAUUCCACGGACGGAUAUUUACAUCGCUUCCCAGUCAAAUCCAGUUCUACUGAGCCCAAUGAAUACACAAUUGACUGUGAUCAACCUCGCACGGUGCUGGAGGCAAUCAAAUCAACUGAAAAAUAUAAGGAGAAGAUGAAGUCUUCAGAUAAAAACAUUGUGAUUCAGCUGGGUAAAACGGAUAAGACGUAUAUCAUUGCAACACAUUUCCCUUGUUCUUGUAUCAGGAGAGGUGCGUCUCUGAUCUUAUCACAUAAAUCAAAAGAGGUUGAGGCAGUUCAAGACCAACAAGACAAAACAAUACAACCAAGAGACGAGUAUUCUGUCUUCUACAUUGAAACAGCCAAAACAAAGAAGCCCUUUAGAAACAAUGCUGUCAAGAAGUUCGAUUAUCUGUGUGUUUAUGGGGAGAAGGGGAUGACUGUAGAGGAGGCUCUGAAAAGAGACGGUCGCUUCAUCGAUGAUUUUGGCAGCUUUUAUCUGUCUGACAAUGAGAAUCCAAGCAGCCGCACUAAACGCACACAAACGGUUGACAACCUGGAUAAAAAAAAAUUCAAGAUAUGUCUUCCACGGGGCAAGGGAAAAAAGGAUAAAAAACAGCAGGAAAAGCCAGGUGCAUCAAAAAAUCCACCACAGAAGCGUGAGCGUGGCAUAAAGCCACUCGACGACGUAGUAAAGCAGAGAGGAAUCAGUGUCAGAGCAGCAAUGAAAGAGAAAGACAGCAAACUCAGUGAUGAGGAGAUUUAUGAAGAACUGCGUCAGCAGUUUCCAAAGCUGAAAGAAUGGAUGGAGAGUAGAUUCCCUCCUGAUUCUUAUCAGAAAGCUCUGGACCUGAAGAAGGAAGACUUUGAAAACAUCCAGCGAUUGUUCAGUGAAGUUCACAGGGAGAUGAUGAAAUUGGGCGAGUCAGUUUGCAAAGUGGUUGUUCAGAAUGGAGCUACAGGAACGGGCUUUGUGCUGUUUGACAACUUCAUCUUGACUAACGCACGCAUAUUGAAAGGUUGUGUUGAAGAUGAAAAGCUGAAGCUGGGUAUAGAUGUGUAUGCUUUAUUUAACUAUAACGACCCUGAGCCGCACAUGAAUUACUACUGCUUCCAAGCUCACCGUGGGAUCUGCUACAGUGAGGGUGAGCUUGAUUAUGCCAUACUACGGCUCAACCUUGAGAGCCAGAACCCAUCAACACAAACAAAAGAAACGAAAGUAGACCUACCACCAGGGCUCCUGAAGAGAUUUGGUAAACUACCUACGACUGGUGAAGCCUGUCUUAUUGGUCACCCAGCAGGAGAACUGAAAAAAAUAGAUCCUACAUGUAUCAUUGAGAAAGAGAAUAGGGAGCAGACUGUCGAUGAUGAUAUUCCUUCAUACAAAGACAAACGUUUCGUUAUCCACAUAAUCAAUGACCUUAAAGAGCAAGGCAUUGAAAGCAUAAUGAUGGGUCAAAAUAAAGCAGACAAUGUAACGACCUACAACACUUUCAUGUACCACGGUGCUUCUGGCUCUCCAGUGUUUGAUGAACAUGGCAAUGUGUUUGGUUUGCACACCGGAGGAUUUGUCUACGGGUUCCCAUCCGACACAAAGAGCGUGAUAGAGUACGCCCAACCUGUGCUUACCAUAUUUGAACACUUUGUGAGAAUGAUGAAGGAAAGAGAAAAUGGGCAGAGUCUGUUGAAGAGAGUUGGAGAGGAAGCAAAAGGAAACUCAGAACUAGAAAAGGUCUUGGAGUCUGUGUUGAAGGAAACACUACACUACUCUCGCUACUCUGCUGGAAUCACCCACUCAUUCAACUUUGCCCUCAUCAACACCCAGUCACUCAACAACAAAGCCCUCGAAGUCCGUGAUCUCAUCCUGGACAAUUCACUCGACUUCCUCCUGCUCACUGAAACCUGGCAAAAACCUGAUGACGUCUCCGCCAUCAUCCAAGCAUCCCCCCCCAACUUUGACUACCUCUGUAAACCCCGCCUCUUCCGGCGUGGAGGGGGCCUCGCAGUAUUAUUCAACCGGAACCUCAGGACCACCGAACUCACUUUACCUACAGUCACCUCAUUCGAAUCCCUCGCCUUUGAAACCUGCUCCACCACAGUCAUUCUCAUUUACUGCCCAAAUAAACAAAACUCAUCCUACCGCUCCGAUCUGUCUAAACUCCUCACCCUAGCAUCAUCCCUCCCCUUACCCCUACUGCUACUGGGCGACUUCAACAUCCACAUGGACUCCCCCAACUCUAAACUUACCUCUGAUUUCUCCACUCUACUGGACAACUUCAACCUCACCCAGCACGUCAACUUCCCCACACACGAUUACGGCCAUAGUCUAGAUCUCGUCUGCUCUGACAACGUCCCGGUUCUCAACAUCCACCCAUCCCCCUUUCCCUCUGAUCACAAACUCAUCCAAUUCACAAUCCUUUCCCCGAAACCCCGUCCUCAACUCUCCAGAGUCAUCGAUCCCCUCGAUCUCUCCGACCUGUCUGCCUCCCUCAACUCACUGGCCCCCCUGAGAACCAAAACUGUUUCAUUCAACACCUCCUCCCCCUUGGUUCACAUCCCACCUCAGAAAACUCAAACAGACCGGCCGCCAACUUGAACGCCUCUGGAGAAAAUCAUCACUCCCUGUUCACCUCGAAGCCUACAAAUCUCACCUCAUCACCUACAAAGACACCAUCACUGCUGCCAAAUCUGACUACUUCUCCACCAUCAUCAAUGACCCCACCCGUAACCCCCGAACCCUCUUCUCCACUGUCAACACUCUCCUCAAGCCUCGUGCCAACACCCUCUCUGACCCCUCACCCAAUCUUUGUAACUCAACCCCAACAGUCCCUCAGAUCCACCUCAGCUGGUCUACUCUCCACCCCCAAGUCCAACCUAUGCAGCUUUGGGGACAGAGCAUUCUCCAGGGCAGCUCCCAAGCUUUGGAACUCACUCCCAAAACUCAUCAGAGACUCCGAUUCCCUCACCAUAUUCCAGUCCCGCCUCAAAACACAUCUUUUCUCCUCUGCCUACUUGUAGCCUCCCCCUCCCCCUUACCCAUUUGUCCAUGUGUAUGUAUCUGUAUGUCGCCUGUGUUUGUCGUUUGUCUCCUGUUUGUCUCACACCGUUUUCCCCCUCGAUAGUGUAAAGCGUCUUUGAGAUCUUUAAAAGCGCUAUAUAAGUUAAAUUUAUUAUUAUUAUUAUUAUUAUUAUUAAGGCAAAGCUGACAGACUCUGAUGAGCACUCAGACUCUGGUGAGUCAAUGAAUGCUGAUUAAGGGCGUUUUAUUAGGCAUGAUUGAUCCGUACCAUGCCAGAGUACGAUUGCCCCCCUCCCCAGUCCUCCGCCGCUCAGCUUUCACAUGAGUAAAGUUGGUCCAUACCCGAGUACACUUGUGUCAUCAUCCACGUGUAUUUAUGUUGAGAUCAGCUGUUCUAGUGGCGGAGCGUCGUAAAAACUCUUCAUUCAAACAAAAUAAAACUCACCGAAACCGUCGUCGUUACUUUUUCCAACAACAAUUACAAAACUCAAAACUACUCCCUGAAUGCUAACGUUUCUCGCGUUAAACAACGGUCCACUUUAGUGUUUUGGUACUGCUGAAAGAAUAGGAGAAAGUGUGCAACUCGAUGUGGCCUAAUUGAUAUAAUUGAAUGGGGUUAUUGAUUAAACAAAAAUGCCUAAAAAGACCAAAAACUAAUAAAGUAACUAAGGAGGAAAGAUCUCCAAAAAGAAAAGUGCACUGGCAGGGAGCUGUCAGAAGAAAACUAAGACAACUUGUUUCUUUAAACUGUCAUGUAUGAAUUCAUUGCAGCAAUCAUGAUAGUAUCAUUCAUAUCAUAUAUUCUCUUUGUGACUUUUAACCACCUAUUGGUGUAAUCAUUUAACCAUGUAAUCAUUUAAUCAUGUAAUCAUUUAAUCAUGUAAUCAUUUAAUCAUUGUAUUUCAUUUACAUUUGUAUUUCAAUUCAUUUAGAUCAUUCAUCAUUUAUAAUUGAAUUACUUAACUUUUGUUACCUUAUCCUUGGUUCAUUAUAUUUUACAGUGUGAUGUUUGUGUUGUGAAAGAACGAAUAAGAGGCGUCUUGCCUAAAAAAUGAGAGUUAAAGAACAGAAUGUUCACUUUAAGGGUGUUCAAGAUGUUAGAAGAGAUUUGACAUGAGAAAAGAAGGUUUUACCUUCAUUUUUACCUGUGUGUUUUUUACUUUGUGUUAUCUUAUUCAUGUAAUCCCAUGUACCAAGCAUGUAAUCAGCUUUGUGUUCUCAUUGCUAUGAAGAGGAAUGUUUGUAGGCAGGUUGGUGUGCUGUGCAAAGACAAUGUGUACUGUAAUUACAACCAUCUACUGUUGACUUGCCUGUGACUUUACCUUAUUAGCAUUCUCCUUUUAUUAUAUUAAAAUUGUUCUCUUCAAAAA